Messenger RNA from Aureobasidium vineae, 1794 nucleotides. The record is from the annotation of a GenBank genome assembly. Lineage: Eukaryota; Fungi; Ascomycota; Dothideomycetes; Dothideales; Saccotheciaceae.
GUAUUGAUGCCAUUGAUGAUGCCUGACUCGACUGGACCCGCCACAUCUACCGUCAAGCGCGCAUGCGACUGUUGCCAUAAGAGAAAGGUCAAAUGCAUUGGUGAUGGUACUCGACCAUGCAAAAACUGCACUGCAGCUGGUCUGACAUGCACCUACAACGCCAUCCCUCAGAAGAAGGGCCCAAAGGGAAGCAGAGCAAAGGUCAUCUCUGAGCUUCGCGAAACACAAAGGCAGUCGCAACUGGCAGCUCGCGCAAGACACGGAUUGGGAUUCGAAGCGUCACAAUAUGCCAACGCCUUCUCAAGGACUCCGGAUCUGCUUUCCAUGGAGCUCAUCACGUCAUGCGUUGACUACUUCUUCGCAAACAUGUACCCGACACAGCCGAUCCUACACCGCCAGAAGGUUGGCGAGACAAUUGGAAAGAUGGAGAACUCGGUAGAGGCCUACUGUCUGGUCGUGUCGCUCUGCUCAUACAUGCUCAUCCAACCGAAUACCAAGCUUCCAGCCGGUAUUGUACCAGAGGCCGAAGCACCAAAUGCUCACCUCAACUUGGGUAUGACUUUGCUGGACGAAGCUAUCCGCGUUCGCAAGGGGUACGACUACAUCGAGAGCCCCAGCAUCUGGUCGGUCAUCACAUCAUUCUUUUUCUUUGGCGCACAUUUCUGCCUCGACAAGCACAAUACGGCAUGGUUCCACCUUCGUGAAGCAACAACGUUAGCGCAGAUCAUGGGUAUGCAAGACGAAAACCACUACAGUCAAGGCGACCUUGUUGAGACGUCGCGACGCCGACGAUUGUACUGGCUUUUGUUCAUCACCGAGAGAGCAUAUGCUAUCCAGCGUCACCGUCCUCUCACCCUACACGCUACCAUCAAUCUCCCCACUCUCAACGACGACCCCGCAGAAACAGUCGAACUCAGUGGAUUCAUACACCUCGUUACACUCUUCAAGCCGUUUGACGAUACCUUCGUUGGACUUUGGAACAAAGCUCGUGUCGGUUGCUCGACCGAGUGGCUGGCGAGAUUGCAGAACCAGCUUGCGGAAGCACUUCCCGCCUACCUGCAUAGCACCGAGAGCCAGGCUGUCGACUUGAGAACAUCACAACAAUGGCUCCGAACAAUGGUGUGGCAGCUCUCCAUCAGCCAUGGCUACCUGUCAUCAGCUGCCGCAGAUAGCACUAUGAGCUUCAAAUACCCUAUCGAGAUUUCAAGAGACCUGAUUGCCGCGACAAGUGGCUUCUCACAGGCUGCUAUGGAAGUUCACGGCAUUGGACUUGUCGAGAAGCUCUUCGAUGUCGCAUGCACCUUGACCGAUGUCAUGUCGUGCGUACCCUUCGAGCAACACACUUUCGAGUACGGCCCUCGCGAUUACCUCAACCAGUUCCUCUCCCUUAUCUCGACUCUCCGUGGCGGCCAACAACGAUAUCUCCCUCUGCUCCUCUCCAAAAUCAAUGACACCCUUCCUCAGAUGCCCACCCCAGGUUUCAGCAUGGUCUCUAUGCCCACCGGUCGCGGCAGAAUCGACGAGAUCUACGACAGCAGCAACCCUGCCAGUGGUGACUCGACACCCUUUGGAGGCAGCCCACCCCCUCAAUCUGUUGGCCCUCAACUUUUCCAAUCUGCCUACCCGGAUGACUUCAAACUUCCUGGUCCCACGAGCAACGGCUUCCCUAUGAUGACAUCGGCACCUUCGUACAAUGGAAUCCAAACACCAGCGCAGUUGCAGGCCGCGUAUCAGAACUCACGUAACGCGUACUCUGGCCUAGGUGGUCAGUCUGGCUUCGACCACAACCCCUGA